CAAAGCUAAAGAAUUAAGGCUUUGACAUAUCAAUAUUCUCCUUCAUUCUCAGGAACAUUUAGUUCUGGUCUUCUGUGGGUCUUUAUUGCCACAUCUAGUGCUUUUGGAUGAAAACAUGGCAUCUAGCCUAACAUGCACAGGUGUGAUCUGGGCACUGCUCUCCUUUCUCUGUGCUGCUGCCUCCUGUGUAGGAUUCUUCAUGCCUUAUUGGCUUUUGGGAUCUCAAAUGGGGAAACCCGUGUCCUUUGGCACUUUCCGGAGAUGCUCAUAUCCAGUACAUGAUGAGAAUCGGCAAACGAUGGUGAUGGUGGAGGAAUGUGGGCGCUAUGCCUCAUUUCAAGGUAUCCCCAGUGCAGAAUGGAGGAUCUGUACAGUAGUGACCGGACUGGGCUGUGGUCUUCUUCUCCUGGUGGCAUUGACUGCUCUCAUGGGUUGCUGCGUGUCUGAGCUCAUCUCAAGAACAGUUGGCAGGGUGGCAGGAGGAAUUCAGUUCCUUGGGGGCUUGUUGAUUGGGUCUGGCUGUGCUCUCUAUCCUCUGGGCUGGGACAGUGAAGAAGUCCGGCAGACCUGUGGUUACAUUUCUGACCAGUUUGAUCUGGGUAAGUGUGAAAUUGGCUGGGCUUACUAUUGCACUGGUGGGGGAGCAGCCACAGCCAUGCUACUCUGUACUUGGCUUGCCUGCUUCUCUGGCAAGAAACAGAAGCAGUACCCGUACUGAUGGUGCCAAGGAUGGUGCAAGGAGGCCCAGAUGGGAAGCUCCGAGAGACUGAAGAAUGAGGCACCAAGCAAGCUUUGAAAGAUGAAUUCAUGGCUCUUACCUAACACAAUGUUUAUGACGUGAGAUUGAAUGUUCUCAAGGACAUCAUCUGACACAGGGUGGGGGGGAUUAUACGCGGGAGGAGGGGGAUUUAUAAGAGGAAUGGGUGAUAUGGAAGGGGAGGAAACAUAAAUGAUGGACCAAAGUCUAAUAAAAUGCCUCCCAAACCCCCAGAGUAUUACUAGUUGGUUCUAAAAGAAUGCAAUUGUACAUGCAGGAAAUGGUCUUUAGUUGUAACUUUUAAAACUAAGCAAGACAGUAUAUUAAAUGACCAGUGGAAACAGUAUUGGCUUGGAAGGCAGGGUAAUCUCCAGAAAUCCCCUUUGGGCUUGGCACUCCUGAAAGCACACACCCAGGUAAACAUUUAUGCAUACAUCUGUAUUCACGUACACACACAUAUACACAAAAAACAUGGCACAGAUUAAAAUGGAGAUUUAGACAACUUUUGCAUUACUCGUCUUGCUUUUUUAUUGUUUAAACCAGUGUUACCCCAUUAUAAAUCAUACAUUAAUCCUAAUAAAUGGACCAAUAAGCCACUUUAUCAGUAUUUUUGUGUAUUCUGCAUAAAC
Molecule: messenger RNA, 1386 nt
Organism: Gracilinanus agilis (Agile Gracile Mouse Opossum)
Lineage: Eukaryota; Metazoa; Chordata; Mammalia; Didelphimorphia; Didelphidae
Gene: LHFPL6
Product: LHFPL tetraspan subfamily member 6
Exons: 3
Coding region: 116-718 (200 amino acids)
Cellular component (GO): membrane
Source: RefSeq, a predicted model, not a curated record